AUGGGGGCACAAAGCUGCAAGAACCGUGCCCCGAGCAGGGGCAGCCCCCACGGCACCGCCGGGGAGCUGCUGCUCCAGGCCCUGGAAGACCUCUGUGAGCUGGAUUUUAAAAGAUUCCGUCAUGCGCUGGCGCACGGGGACCUGCGGGGCUGGAGCUGCAUUCCCUGGGGGCGGCUGGAGAAGGCCGACUGGAUGGAUACGCAGAACAUCAUGGUGCAAUUCUACGGUGCGGAGGCCGCCCUGGACGUGGCCAUAGCCGUCUUUGAGCACAUCCAGCUCCGCAACGCCGCUGCCCGGCUCCGGGAAAAGAGAGAAAAAGACCUGGGGCCUGGUUUGUCAUCAUCAGAUUACCAGAAGAAUUACAAAAAAAACAUAUGCCAGGCAUACAGCCGCAUAAAGGACCUAAAUGCCCUGGUGGGUGAGGACGUGAGCCUGAACGUCAGGUACUCAAAGCUGGUGAUCGUCAACAAGCACCUUGAUGAAGAGCAACGGGAGCACGAGAUCAUCGCCAUGGGACAGAGGCACGCGGAGAUCAUGAAGGAGCAAGCCAACUCCUCCAUCACUGUCGGCGACCUCUUCAAGCCCUGCUCUGACGGCUGGACCCCCAAGGUGGUCGUGCUCCUGGGAGCCGCGGGCGUGGGCAAGACGAUGACAGCCAGGAAGAUCAUGCUAGACUGGGCAUCCAACAGCAUGUUUGCAGAGUUUGACUAUGUCUUCUAUAUCCACUGCCGGCAGGGCAACCUCCUCACCAGCCAGGCCAGCAUAGCUGACCUCAUCACACAGUGCUGUCCCAGCAUCUCUCUGCCCCUCGCCAGGGUGCUGGAGCAGCCAGAGCGGCUCCUGUUCAUUAUCGACGGCUUCGAUGAGCUCUGCUUUUCCUUCGACCGACCCCAGUCCGAGCUGUGCUCCCAGCCCUGGGAGCAGAGGCCGGUGGAAAUCAUCCUGAGCAGCCUCUUCCGCAAGAGGCUGCUGCCCGAGAGCUCCCUGCUCAUCACCACGAGGCCGGCCGCCCUGCAGAAACUGGGCAAGUGCCUGGAGUGCGGGCGCUACGCUGAAAUCCUGGGGUUUUCCGUGGCGGAGAGGAAAGAGUAUUUCUACAGGUUUUUCAAAAACGCAGAGCAAGCGGCUGCUGCCUUCCAGUUUGUCAGAGGGAAUGAGACGCUCUUCACCAUGUGCCUGGUGCCCAUCGUGUGCUGGAUCGUCUGCACUGUCAUGAAGCAGCAGCUCAGCCGCACCAGGGGUCUUGCCCAAAGCCCGAAGACGACGACGGGGAUCUACAUCCUCUACCUUUCUGCCCUGCUCCAGUCGCUGAGCGACCGGCUGAAGGAGGGCAUGCCCAGGGUGCUCAGGAGGUUGUGCUGCCUGGCGGCCGAUGGUGUCUGGAAGCAGAAGGUCCUCUUUCAGAAGAGAGAGGUGCAGGCGUAUGCACUGGACCAGCAGGAAGCCCUCCCGCUCCUCCUCAACGAGCACCUCUUCCAGAGGGACAUCUCCUGCGUCAGCACCUACAGCUUCAUCCACCUCAGCUUCCAGGAGUUUUUUGCGGCGCUCUUCUACCUGCUGGAAGAUGAAGGGGAAACACAGGAGCUCCCCGCUGGUCCCACUAGGGAUGUGAAGAAGCUGCUGGAGAACUACGGCAAUUCCAAGAACUACUUCAUGCUAACCGUGCGGUUCCUCUUCGGGCUCUUGAACAAGGAACGCACAAGGGAGCUGGAGGAGGAGAUGGGGUGUAAGAUCGCACCCAGGAUUACGCAGGAAUUACUGGCAUGGCUUCAAAACAGCCAGAAAACGGCCCUAGCAUCUCAGACAGAGGAGAUGGUGAUGAUUCGUGAGCUGGAGGUCUGCCACUGUCUGUACGAGCUCCAGGACGAGCGUUUUGUAGUGACCGCCUUGGAUCCUUUCAGGGGGGUGCACCUACGGCGGCUCAACCUUAACCACUUCGAUCAAAUGGUCCUUUCCUUCAGCGUGAAAAACUUCCCCAAACUGGAGUUGCUUGACCUGGGGCACUGCUCCUUUCUGUGGGAUGAUGCCGAGGACAGUGAGGGCCCGCAGCCGGCCAAGCAGGUGUGUCGGUUUGAUCAGUGUCAGCUCACAGGUGCCUGCUGCGGGGCUCUGGCCUCCGUUCUCAGCACAAAACCCACCCUGACAGAGCUGGACCUGGCUGGGAACGAAGACCUGAGAGACAGUGGCGUGAAGAUGCUGUGUGAGGGGCUGAGACGUGGCGCCUGCCACCUGCAGGAGCUGCGGUUGGGCUGCUGCAACCUCACGGCUGCCGGCUGCAAGGACCUCGCCGCCACGCUGGGCACCAUGUCCCGCCUGGAGGAGCUGGACCUCAGUGACAAUCCCCUGGAAGACAGGGGCAUGCAGGAGCUGUGCGGGGCUCUAGGCUGCAACGUGCAAAAGCUCCGGCUGUGGCGGUGCCGCCUGACGGAGGCGAGCUGCGGGGCUCUCGCCGCGGUGCUCCGCGCCAGCCCCAGCCUGAAGGAGCUGCACCUGAGUGACAACGAGCUGGGGGACGGAGGCGUGCGGCGGCUGAGCGAGGGCCUGCGGGAUCCUGCCUGCCAGCUGCAGACGCUGAGGCUGUGGCGGUGCCGCCUGACGGAGGCGAGCUGCGGGGCUCUCGCCGCGGUGCUCCGCGCCAGCCCCAGCCUGAAGGAGCUGCACCUGGGCGAGAACGACCUGCGGGACGGAGGCGUGCGGCGGCUGAGCGAGGGCCUGCGGGAUCCUGCCUGCCAGCUGCAGACGCUGAGGGCAGUUUGGACAUCUUCGGGGAUGUUCCUCAUCCUGGGGAGACUAUAUCCAGCCUCAGAGAACUCUCAAGAAGUCUGGAGCAAGGCUUUGGAGCGAGUUCCCCCUGGAAGCUAUUUCCAGGGCAUCCGGAGGACCUGUGGCGGGUGGAUAGCAGCACAGGGAAAGCUUCUGGCUGUGAAGGGCUGUGCGGGAAACGUCCAAACACCUCCUUUCUCCAAACGCCUCCCCGGCAGCCUGUGGCAAUGCCGACUCAGCGGCGCCUGCUGCGAGGACCUCUGCUCCAUGCUCAGCGCCAGCCGGAGCUUGCGCCAUCUGGAUCUGAGCGAGAACGACCUGGGAGAUGGCGGCACGCAGCUGCUGUGCGAGGCGCUCGGCCGUCCCCCCUGCUCCUUGGAGAGGCUCUGGCUGAAGAAAUCUGGAUUGAAAGAAGACACGCUGCAGAAGCUGGCUGCUCUCAGAGAAGUAAACCCUACGCUGAGCAUAGGUUACAUCUGAAAAACAGGACUCGCUCCAGUGAGGGACUCUGGCCUGGCGGCUCACUGGCAGAGCUUGCACGUGUGUUAAGAGGAGAUGAGGGUGUCUGGGAGGUGUUUCUUCUGUCUAUGAGAGGUCUUUUUAGUGCUGAAAUCACCUUCCAACAGGCGUGGCCAAGCUCUGUCUGAUCCUCAUGAGGAGCACAGGAAUUACCACCUGGAGCUGAGGUGUCUUCGUGCGUUACGGGUCCAGAUAGGACCUCCUCCAAGGUCCUGGGUGGGUGGGAAGGACAAGAGCUGAGGCCAUAGGAGCCCGGGCUGAGGUGAUGGAUGAAUCCGAAACUUCAGGGUUUGGUCCCUGGUGUUGGGAGUGCCCAAAGCACCCCUUGGCUGCAGAGAUUUUUAUUUACUACCCCGGUUCAGUCUCCGUGGUUUGUGCAAU
Messenger RNA from Phalacrocorax carbo (great cormorant), 3663 nucleotides. The record is from RefSeq and is a predicted model, not a curated record. Lineage: Eukaryota; Metazoa; Chordata; Aves; Suliformes; Phalacrocoracidae.